AUGAGGAUCGUCGUGUAUCUGCUUCUGUUUGCAAGUUUUCUAGUCAUAUUCUCAGGUAUUGACUCAGACAUAAUUGAAUCUCCGGGAAAUCUUAAUGUUGUUCUUUUAGAAUGUAAACCCAGUCGGUCAAAGUCCCGCUUUUCAAGCUAUGGCAAACGUUCGCGCCAUUCCUACAUCGGCAGCAGGUCAACCGGUUUGUAUGUUAACUGUCUCCAGAAACUAGGGUUUUGUGGCAGAGUCUUCUGUUUAAUGUUUUUGGCCUUCCGGCCUGUCCUGAAACAAUGUUUUGACAAAAUUAGUUAGCAAUUGCUACCUCUACGAUGUAUACAACGUGCUACACCCUAUUGACGACGCAGUUGCUUUUAACCUUCUUAGGAGUCCAUCUACAAUUUCCACUACUUACAUAUGUCAUAGAGUCUUGGUAAUAAUCGUAGCGAGGGAAGGACUGCAAAGUUGGCCGCGGAGACAUAUAGCAAUUUAGGGGCAACACAUGUAGGCGAAGGUUUUUGACGUACGUAUUCCGGAUGCUGCCUACGCCAGCUUCUCGAAAUCUAGUCUUUCUGAUAUUAUGGCGAUAUAGACGGUGCGACCCAUGUCGACGUGUAGUCGAUAUCCCCAUCUCAACAUUUCGACACCAACUACCUAACUAGUCGUCAUACCCUUUUCUAUCAUGACACGCGAAUAGUGAUUUGUGCUUCGCCCUAGACCGUUUACUACCAACUGGACUUAUCCGAAUCGCCAUUGCCGUUGAAGUUUUGCUCGCAAUACUAUCGCCAUCUCAAGUUAUACUUACCUUGUGGAAGACCUCGAGAACUACUCGGCUCCACGGAAGAAUAAGUUUUGCUGUUUGUGCGAUGUGGGUCGAACUCAUUUGUGGGUAUUCUAUUUUUUCACUAUCCUAAGGCGUGAUCACCCCACACACUGCUGUCUGUAAACCUUCCGCAUGCGCCACGAACACAGGUUGAGACCUUAAAGACACAAGCUUAUUGGAAACAAAUCAGCAACAAGCACGACCGGCAAAAGCCUGCCUUUAACUACACCGAAUAUACAUCGAGUGGAUUAAACUCUACUGCUGAGUAUGGUAUUCUCAGAUCUUCACCCUCACGAAAUUUCACGCAUUAAUAUGCACGUUACUGACUGAGGGAUCGUGCAGUGACCACCUGAGUUGAGUCUUUUCGCUCAUCCAAAUGCUAAAUUGAAAUGAAUCCAUAGUGUGUUUCGAUAUAUUCAACACAAGGUGCUUCGGCGUCCCCCUAUGCAAAUUUUUUGGGUGAAGAGACUAGAGGGGACUGGUGAUUGUAUGCCACCUCAUAGCCCGCCUAAAGUCCCGGAUAGCCACCUCACAGCCCAACCCAACCCCGCCAUAUCUGAAGGGGGUUUGUGCCAGCAGGGACAUAUAUAGAUGACGUACUUUUAGGCCCAUAUCUCGAUCUUUUAUUGCUCCACUAUUCACUCCGUUUCUGAGACGAUAGCAGUAGCAUGCACUCUUUGUCCAUCAGUAAAAUCUGCUUUCAGCUCCCUUGCAUUUUCUUUGCCUGCGUAAUCGUCUUUCACCAAGACGAUAUAAUCUGCUUGAAGAAACAACCUGCAUGAUAGACAGCUUGAAGGCCAGUCAGCGCGUUAAAAGUUGGAGGGUAGUGAAACCCAUCUCUAUCAGGUGCUUACCACGAAAUUACCAGACUCUUUGGUCGUAUGAAUUUGCGGCUGCAGUCCAUGCAUCGGAAGUAGUCAGUCGUAGUUGUUUACGGGUCUGGAAAGUCGAUUAUCCCCAAAGGGUAUCGCAAUCCAAAAUGGUAUUAUGACACGGCGUUUGUUGUCCGCUACCUGUUAAGGCUUUAGCACCAUCGUCGCCCCAGAAACUAAACUCGUGCCUGUUGAGCGAGCGGGACCGGAGACCUCGCUUUUAUGUUAUCUCUGUGGGGACCCGUAAACUGUGCCAUGGACUCUCGGGACCGACUUAACCAGUUACCUGAAGUGGUUUAGCAGAAUCGUCCAGUCUUAUAAUCGGGUUUGCACCGCUAUUCAAAAAAUUUCAGCUUUUAGAUCCCACAUCAGCUAGUUUACUAACAUUACUUCAUUCCUCUCAGAAAGCACUGACUUGCCUUUCGAUUACUGGUCUAUCUGACUGAGGACAGAAAAUAAGUCCGAAAUGGUCAUACUGGUCGUCAUCCAUGUACCUCCGGAUCAGUAGUCUGUGAAUCUGUGAGUGCCUGUCUUGUUUUCUCUAACCGGAUCGGCUGCGUUCGACAAAUAUUCCAGAUUAUAGCCGUCAGAUCAUGGGUUACUUUAGUAACUUCCUCCUAGUAUGAGCAGUAAUUUAGGCUUUUUGGCCUCCGUUACGUGUUACAUUAGAGAUCGGGGUAGACUAUGGGAGCUCUGGCAAUUCUCGAGCUAGAAUACAGUAAGGUAAGGUAUAUGAAAUAGGGCAAUUUUUUUAGAAGCUGCUUCUAUGUUCUGGAAAAAUAAAAGUGUACCGCAAACCUCGUUUGUGUGUAAAAUCGUUUUUGGUAAACAUGCAAGUAGGAUCACUUUAUGGGCAAUGUAUGACUUAUUUUAUCCCCAUUCCUUUCCCUCCAUUUGCCAAAAGGUCCAUGAGUCGUAAAUCAGCUCUCCUUGGGACUACCGCUGGGCUAGCUGGUGCUUACAUUGUCGUUAAACUUGCUUCUCACGAUCGCCUGAGUGAGUCUGCACAGUGACGGAAACUGCUUUUCAUUUACCCCAAGUUUAAUGCUGUCUCCAGUAUUAUUUUAUGUGGUAAUGGAUAGCGAAUAUUACGAUUUGUGUACUUCCAAAACUUACGUAUGCACAUUUGGGACGUUAAACCGUUGAGGGGUUGUUUAUUCGUUAAGGGAACCUCCCAGAGUUAAAUCCCUGAUAUGUUCAGUUGGUGACUUGCCACAUUAAGUUAUCUGGUUCUCCUACAUUACCCUUCAGUCACCCACUUCUCCGUUCGUUGUUUUGCUGAGGGAGGCGGCUGCAAUUCUUCGUAACACGUCACCUAAGCGCCAAUGCGAAAAGGCUUGACAGUGAAAAGCAUUCGAAUGCACAUUCUGUCUUGCGAGGAUAGUAACAGUCAGUCGGUUGCCUCCGUGAGUGGCGGUCGUCGUUUGCUUUCACAUGUGACAACGUAUGUGCGACAGUCUUUCGUCACAGCUUUGAAACCCAUCCUAUUCUCCUCGAUCUUUCGACCGUCCAAAGGCGACGUGUUCCUCGACUGUCUCGGAAGGAGACACUGAUGAUUUGCGCCUAUGUUUGCGUGCAUAGAGCGGACUUGCUCUCCAUCUACCUCACUCACUCCUACAACUUUCGUCGUGCUUCAAUAACAGGAGAUGGGCGUGGUUCCGGACUCCACAUAUAACAGGUUUCAUUUUGAUGGAAUAUCGGACCUCAGUCAAGAGAUAAUGUCAUUAAAAACACUUUAAGAGGUUGCGAUUGCAGUCCGAACCCCACUUCUGAGAAGAAUCGAGUUAUCCCGUCAUCUGGCAACCGCGCAUGCCGCUCAAUCUUUAUGAUGAAUGUCUCACUGCCGACCCCUCUCCUUUUCACUGAUGGGCUCUUUAAGUCUGUCGACCGACCGAGGAUGAGACUAGGUUCAGUGACUGGCCUGGCGGGGCCUUUUACUUACACCGCAUGCAUUUGCGCAAUAGUUUGGAGUUCAUGCAAACCCACUACAGUCUGGUGAACGUUUUUAGCGAGCCAACACUUUCUCCUCUUUGAUUCAAGGCAACUGCAUCUCAACCCAUUUAGGACAUCUUUGCGUCAUCACUUGAACGGCACUAGACGAUGCAGUGAAUCAUUCGGCAGAACUAACACAUGAAUACCUAUACGGUUUUUGGGCGUUGAGAGUUCGCCUAGUUGGACGUGAUCGAGAUUGCAAUGAUGUUGUACCGGAGGCUAAGCGCAAGUUGUGUUUUUCAGUUCUACCAGUUUUGAUAGAUGACCGCUCACCCAUCGCACUCUGUUUUUUCACACAUCUUGGAACAUGUUUGAGAAGUAGAAAGUCUCAGUCAUAGAAGCCUGCGUUCGUUUUCUACGGCUGUGAUCGUGCCUGCUCUUGCCGAUGUCGAUUAUGCCUCAACAGCGGACUUGGAUUGCAUCUUCCCUUCCGAGUUUUCAAGGUUCACGAGCCACCUAACCAGAUUUUUGGCUUAUCUAUUUUUCGAUGCACGGAGGUGAGCAGUAGCGUCGAAUUGUAUGAGACUGGGUAUGGCUGUUCGAAGACGACUAACAAACCCUCAUUGUUUCACGAGCCGGAAAUUUCAAGUAUGAGGAGUCUGUUGUUUUCACAAAAUAGUUAGGUUUCAUCCGAGACUAUCGGACUAAUAGCUUAAAUCUAAAGGGCUUUAACAUAGCCGACGGCAUGCCUGCGAAUCGAAAGCACAUCUUUACUGACGCAAAUGCGUGAGCUUUUUAUGGUAAGUUUUCAAACAAUCAACGGUUUAAUAGGAGCGCGCUCACCGAUCGCGCUAUGGAACUCACUCGUCCCGUUGGGCCUUGGGACUCUCUCUCUCUCUAGUCCCGCCAGCAACCAUACAGCGGUGCAUAACCGACAAAGACAAGGGAGACUGGGAUGGCCACUUCUGACUUAUUAGCCGUCGUCAGCUAGCCAUACCCAACCCCGAGGUGUGGAAUACCUGGGGUUCGACCCCGCGACCUGUUGGUUGGAAGUCAAACGCCUCCAAACAUUGAGCCACAGGCUCGUGGUUCUGCCGGUUGCGAUCGAGUAUAUGCAAUGGUAAAUAUGCGCUCACUGAUCGCGCUACGCUACUCAGUCCCCCUUGCCUUUGGCAGUAAUGAUAUUUGGCCUACACUAUACGCCUCUGUGCGGCUGCUGGCUGGGUUCAAGAUAGGGCACCAAGGCACAGUGGGACGAGUGAGUUCUGCAGCGCGAUCUGUGAGGACCCAUCUGUCAUUAUAUGUACCCGAUCGCAACCGACGGAACCACGAGCCCGUGGCUCAAUGGUUAAGGGCGUUGGACUUCUAACCAACAGGUCGCGGAAUCGAGCCACUGGUGUUUCACACCUCGGGGUUGGGUAUGGCUGACUGACGACGGCUAGUAAGCCAAAAAUGGCCAUUCCAGUCUCUCUUGUCUUUAUCGGUAAUGCUGUUUUGUCUACCAGCGUUGUUUCCCUCUGCAGACUUGGGUUCAAGUCAAGUGCUUCUUCUAGGCCUCCAGACGAAACCCACCUUCAUUAUUUCGUCCCCUGACCAACUCAUUAUUGUCUUCUUAUCUGGGAAAAUUUGCGGAAUAGGUAGUAAUUCAGUUGAUCAUAAAGUGAAGCAGUUGUGCCAGUUACUCAUGUGCUGGUGUGCUCUGCAAGGGCAGAAAUUUAGUAAAUUUUUCAAGUUCAGGAACUAGAACGACGCUUGUAAUGCGAAAUCUGGCCGUGCUCAAGCACCACAGAUAACUUUGUCUCACUCCCUGUUUAUUGCCUGCUCCAUGCAGCUGUCUUGGAUUCGGUGCAUGUAAUCUGUGCUAGUGCUGCACUGACCUCGGAAGCAGACUGCGACUGGCAGUCUCGUAUUGGAUCUUCCGGUGUUUCGAAUGUACCACACCUGGAUCUGCUGGCACGGCGUUCAUUUACAUGAGAAAAUUGAAAUUUCGAUUGGAACUUGAGUGUCUUGUUUUUUUCUGACAGCAGUUGUUAACCAUCAUCGGCCCCGGGAGAUGGCAACAUGACGGUGGCAUGCGUAGACGAACGAAUACCUGACCAGCCACUGCGCGGACACGUUUCUCCAGUAUGUAAAGAGGGAGGGGGUUAGAUGCUGUGCAAGCUCCUCUACCCUAAACGUACAGUAGGUGUGCUAACUCAUGGAAUGUUGACCGACAUUUUGAAAUGCGCUUUCGUUCCGAAAAGAUAACUUAAGUAGGGUUGUAAAACUACUCAUCAUGCAGUAUAAUUCUAUAAUAAUUCAGUUACAUCGAGAUGCCGGCUUUCGAACGAACUUUUUGCGGUCGCAUGUAAAAACCAGACUUUGUAAAAAUUGACUGCCUAAGUAGCAUGAAUUUUUCUCAUUGAUUUUCGAUGCCCUUAAUAAUUCAAUUAUAUUUCAUAGAAAACAUGCAUAAAAAUAUUCCUUCUUUUACUCAUUCGGCAGAAAAUUACUUUUUCUUCCAAUUUUACACUUGAAGAACGGGUAUAAUUCGGUUUUCAAAAACUUUUCCAAGUCCCGAAUAACUUUGAACACGACCUGCCGUUGCACUUGCAUUCAGGGUUUCCAAACUACAAGCUGUGUUUUUCUUUCGCGUAUGAAAAACCAUACGUUUCUCUAUGGUAUUAAGAGGAGAUCGUAUGGGGUUCAUAAAAUUUAGCAGUGGAUUUGAGCCAUAUUGUAAAUUUAAGAAACCACAUUACCAAAUGCAGCGACACGAUGCUUUAUGAACAGGCAUUUCACGGUAUUGAAAAUCCCACAAUUUGAAACUUUUUUAAAACCGAAUUAUACCCUUUCUUCAAGUAUAAAAUUGGAAGAAGAAAAAGAAGUAAUUUUCUACCGAAUGGGUAAAAGAAUGAACAUCUUUGUGCAUGUUUUCUAUGAAAUAUAAUUACAUUUUUAAGGGCAUCGAAAAUCUAUGAGAAAAAUUCAUGCUACAUAAGCAGUCACUUUUUACAGAGUCUGGUUUUUACAUGGGACCGCAAAAAGUUCGUUCGAAGGCCGCCAUCCCGGGGUAACUGAGUUAUUACAGAAUUAUGCUGCAUGCUGACUAAUUUCACAACUCUAUUCGGAACGAAAACACAUUUUAGAAUUCCGGUUAACAUUUAAUGAAUUAGCACACCUACUGUGCUCACGCAGAAGUUUCUUUUUCUCCCCUAAGGCAGUGAUGGUAUCGUCGUUUACGACAGAUAGACUAUCGAGCCUUUCCUAGUUGUCUUCCUCUGGUCACUACCUUUGAUAAAAAUCCUUUUCAGCUCUGUUGACCCUCUCACUUCUCAAGGUCGGUAUACCGUGUGCGAGGGUCCUCGUCAGGAAAUAAAUGAGUACGGUGUGAUGACAACCUACCAGUACACUGUGUGCCCAAUGUCUGCCCCCUACUGCUGUCGGAGUUAUGACUACAUUGGCGAGCGCUGUUGUCCGGGCGAAAUGUGAGUCAGAACUUCUUAUUUCGGCUCUUUCAUCCAAUCCGGUUCUUUACUGACCACUUUAUACGAUUUGGAGAAAGCAAAGAUCACUUUUUUACGAAAUGUAGUGCCUGGCCGUUGUCUUCGGAUUUUGCAUACCGCACGACUAUUAAGAGCCGAUUUUUGCCGCCCUACUAAAACGACUCGUUCUAUAUUACGUCCAGAUAAGAUCCUACGGCUUCUUUUAGGGCAUUUAAUACUUUUCCUUCCUUAACUGCUACAGAGAGGAACUUCGCGUUCUGAGACAAGAAGUCACUGGUAAACCCUGCUUGCACAAAAUUCUUCUUUCUCACGAUGCUUGCUUCCACUCCCAACUCAUGCAGUAAUUAGAUUCUAUGUCGUAGUUCGCCCACAACGUGCUUCCGCUAACCUCCGUCAAUCAAUCGUCAAGUGGGAUGUUCCCUAUUUUCUUGUAACUUCCAAAUGUCUCCGGACCUUCCUUUUUAGCGUUUUUUGGGACUGUAGUUAUCAGUUGUUGUAGAAAUGACCAUUCUACUGGCUUGCUUUGUUCUGCCUACCAUGUAGCCACUCAUCUAUUUAGUCAACUACGACUUCGUAAAUUGCGCCAAUAAGGGCUGUCCUUUUAUUUCCUGCAAACCGUAACGCGACUCGAACGGGAAGGUAAAGGGCCUAAGUACUCAUCCAAGUCUCGUCCCUUAGGACCACACGGCCGUUAAGCGCAUAGUAUCUUUUAUGGCACAACUCCUUGCAGAGUUAUUCUGCUCUGCGGGAAAUUUUGCCAACUGACAUAUUUAUUCUCGGUAGGACUUUAUUAAUUAUCAAAAUGAAAUCAGGAUAAAAAGGCGUACUGUGAAAGGCAAGAGCUAGGCUAAGCUGUUCCCUUCGUUCCUCUCCAAUUUGCUUAUCAAAAUUAGUGUUUGGUUGCUAAACUCCACGUGUUCUGUGUUGCUUUGCUUUCGGUCCAUGUGCGUCAUAGGAGGCAAACUGGUCAUUCUAGAUGGCGGGGACGGAGCCGCCCAGUUUGUGCUUUUGCCAUUUCGUCAGUAGGUCAGGUUUGCAUGUUUCUUUGGUUUUCGGGUUAUGUCAGGACAGUUGGAAAGGUGGUUAAAACAGGCAGUGCCUCCAGCUAUGUUCUGUCAGCUGCCCACUACCCCCUGACCCCAUGAGUAAGCACACGGUAGGGCACACCUCGACCAGAAAGUGACAGUCUUACCUCCAUUCAAACGCCGACCCCUAAAUCACUGCCUACGUCGUCCGUGCGACACCCUGUCCACAAUGAGCCCCUUAAACAAUCUGUCACUGCCUCUAUGGUUGAAAAUACGGUUCGUUCGUACAAAGUAUUCUCCUGAGCAUCAUUCGCGUUCCUCUGAUAGUGAAAAAAGACAGUAAUUAGCUUCUUUAUUUUUCGUUUUUCUGCAUUUAGGCGCGGCUUUCAGCCAGCCUUCACCAUGGCUUCCGUCUUCGGGGGGCCUUUGAAUGAUUGCGCUCUUCUGUGCCCUCGUAUAUUUCUGCUGUUUUCGGCGAAAGCGGCAUAA
Molecule: messenger RNA, 8614 nt
Organism: Spirometra erinaceieuropaei
Lineage: Eukaryota; Metazoa; Platyhelminthes; Cestoda; Diphyllobothriidea; Diphyllobothriidae
Source: the annotation of a GenBank genome assembly